Manduca sexta (tobacco hornworm) is the source of this 1015-nucleotide messenger RNA. RefSeq lists its product as uncharacterized. Lineage: Eukaryota; Metazoa; Arthropoda; Insecta; Lepidoptera; Sphingidae. The transcript has 3 exons. The record is from RefSeq and is a predicted model, not a curated record. Bases 543 to 998 code for a protein of 151 amino acids.
GUACCAUCAAUCAUACCCAAGCAUUUCUCUGUGCAGUCGCCACUGUUAGUAACACUCAAAAUGAACUUCUUUCGCGCUUUGUUCUUCGUGUUCGCUUGCCUCAGCGCAUUCGCCAUGGCUUCAGCUGCACCCUGGAAUCCCUUCAAGGAGUUGGAGUGAGCUGGUCAGCGAGUCCGCGACGCCAUCAUCAGCGCCGCGCCUGCAGUCGCGACCGUCGGACAGGCGGCCGCCAUCGCCAGGGGCGGAUGAACAACGGUUGCUCCAUCAUCUAUGAACAUGUUUAUUAAUUAUAUAACUUUCAUAUAUGUAUCAUCGUUAUUCUUGCUAUAAUAAACGUCAAUAACAUUUAUUUAUGUUUAUUAAUAUUUCGCACUGUUAUCCUUAACAGUAUACUGAAUGCCCGGCAGAUAAAUUAAAUUUUUUGACCAAUUGUAACGUUACCAAUUAUACUCACAUAUAUACUCCGUUAACGUUACUAAUGUCUUCUAAAUAGUCUGUGGUUAUAAUGUGAAUGAUUAACGCCCUCGCAAUUAGAACUACCAAUGAGCAUCAUCAUUGCAAUGAAUUGUCAUUGCACUGACGUACGUCCGAAUGGCGCCUGCAUAAAUAGGCGUGCAACGCGACCCGCCGCCUUUUUGAGCCAUUAUCCUUGGCCGUGGUACUACAUAUUCACACACGUCGUUGUUCCCGCUAGGGUUUUCCUUCCACGGCGUGCUUUCUACGGUGUGCUUGCACGGUGCACUAUCACGGACAGCAGACGGACGGGAGAACUGCCUCCCGACCACGUCCAGCUGCGCACCACCAUCGUCGGGUGUGCUGACCCCGACCGACUGCACACCCUGCUCACCCACGUGGCCUUCCAACUGCCCGGCGAGCUGCCGCCGGAGCCAGCCACGUGCAACAUCUACGUGCCGUUCGCCUGGAUCGGAGUUCCCGAGGCCAGUGACUCGUGUUGCAUAACACCAGCAACCAGUACCGAGUGUAACGCGGAAGUGUAAAAAAUAAAGCUCGUACC